AUGAGUUAUGAACCAAGUAUUGCACAACCCACAAGGCAUCCUGGCAACCACAAUCGGCGGGGUUAUAGUUACGAGAUGUUCAUGAACUGCAAGCCACCCAUUUUUAACGGAGAAAUUGAUCCCGUUUUGUCAUCAACAUGGAUCAUGGAGAUUGAGGGAACGUUCGAUACUAGCAAGUGUGCGGAUGAGGACAAGGUGAUUUAUGCUGCGACAAUGCUAGAAGGGGAGGCAAUACAUUGGUGGGGCAUGGUGAAGGAGUUGGAGGAAGAAUUCUUGAGGUUGGAACAGGGGAAUAUGACUGUGCGAGAGUACACCACUAAGUUCACGGAGAAUGCUAGGUUUGCUGAAUUUUACGUUUCUAUAGAAGAAAGAAGGGUGGAACGCUAUAUAUGGGGAUUAAGAACAGCUAUCCGUGAAUUUGUGCAAAUUCAAAAACCGGGUACUUUCCAGUUUGUUGUUGAUGUUGUAGAAGGUCACGAACGUGAGAAGAAUCGUCAAGGUGAAGACAGGGCUUUGGGGAAAAGAAAAUGGGAUGGUAUGAAUAAUGAUUCGAAGAAAGGCAAGACUUCAGGGCAAGAACGUAAGGUUGAUCAAAGCUCUAGAGUAAAGAAAUGUCCGAAAUGA
Lactuca sativa (garden lettuce) is the source of this 624-nucleotide messenger RNA. The record is from RefSeq and is a predicted model, not a curated record. NCBI's taxonomy places the organism in Eukaryota, Viridiplantae, Streptophyta, Magnoliopsida, Asterales, Asteraceae.